Oldenlandia corymbosa var. corymbosa is the source of this 306-nucleotide messenger RNA. The record is from the annotation of a GenBank genome assembly. NCBI's taxonomy places the organism in Eukaryota, Viridiplantae, Streptophyta, Magnoliopsida, Gentianales, Rubiaceae.
AUGUCAACUCCAGAGAGAAUUCUAGAAAAAAUCGCAUUGGAAAUUUACUUUGCUGAAAAGUUGAGAAAACAGAUCCAAAGAGUGAAAGAACUUCAAAGGAAGAAUGACGAGAGGGAAGCCCUCAUUCUUAUUGGAGAAAUGGAAGCUGGGACAAUCAAAGCACAAGAUUUGGACCUCCGGCAAACGGAGUUAGCACUUGCUUUUGUGAAAAAUCUCCUGAAAUCUCUUGAGGAUCAUAAGAAACAAGAAGAAGAGGGAGUUCAAUCAAAUGCAGUUCCUGCACAAGGAAAUGAAGGUGGAAAUUAA